Messenger RNA from Amphiprion ocellaris (clown anemonefish), 2363 nucleotides. RefSeq names its product HAUS augmin-like complex subunit 6. Lineage: Eukaryota; Metazoa; Chordata; Actinopteri; Pomacentridae. Gene Ontology annotation, biological process: spindle assembly. Bases 171 to 2198 code for a protein of 675 amino acids. The transcript is spliced from 14 exons. Gene Ontology annotation, molecular function: microtubule binding. The record is from RefSeq and is a predicted model, not a curated record. Gene Ontology annotation, cellular component: mitotic spindle microtubule; HAUS complex.
ACAACCUGGUUGGAUCUUAUUACGCUGAAUUUAGCUGCUUCUCGGCGGUCUUCUGCUAUUUUUAUCCCGUUUUGUUAUAUGUAAGUUGACGAACACAGAACAAUCUAGGAAGCUAGUGGGAAGUUAGCUAGCAGGGAGGCUAGCUGGCUAACUAUUUUCGUCUCGGAAUAAUGGCGACAGUGCUGCAGAAGAAGAAUGGACAGUAUCUGUGGUUUGCUCUUCUCGGGCUGGGAUUUCAAGCGGACAUUACAACGUCGUCCUUCGCCGGCAAAGCCAACGUUACCGUUAAACACAUUAACGUGGGGCCGAAUAUGUUUGACAAACCAAACAAAGAUGCCUUCUACAUCGUGACCCAUUUCUUGCUGGAGAAACUCAACCCGACUCGAUUUCACGAGGCAUACAGCACUCUGGAUGAAGCUGCGAAUGCUGGAUCUAAAGUGGUGGCGUCAUUGUUUCUCUCACCUGGAGGCCCCAAGUUUACCAGCUUGAUGCUUCAUUUGACCAAUCAUGUCAUGCUGCAGGAAAUGAAGACAUUCACCACAGAUGACAGUUGGAUUCCUGAGGAUGCAGCGACGCCUGCUUCCACCUUGGAUAUGGCAGUUAAGAGAUUCAGUCUGAUCCGUACGAGGUUUUUGAAAACUGCGGUGGAUCAGGAUCGUUUUCUUCACGAGUACCAGAGACGAGCCCAGCUUCUGGUGAAGUCUAUGAGGGACAUCAGAGCAGAUGGUGCCAAGUAUGAUGAGCUACUUAAGCGUCACAGCAGUGAUUCUACACAAGAGGGAGAUUCUCCAGCUGAGAAGAUUAAAAAGGUGCAGUUGUUGUGGUCGACCAUUGAUGGAAUGCUGUCGACGAUCAAAGAGGAGAAGAAUGCAGUGGAAAGUGUUUUGAAGGGGGAUGCAGAUCAAUACAUUUUGGACGGGAUGGAUGGAGUCCUCAGAAUUCCUCGUUGUCUGCUGGAGAGAAUUGAAAAGCUUCCACAUCAGGCUCUUGGCUUCCUCUCUCCAAUGGCUCCACUGUGUUUUGAACCAGCAGCUGAAGCUAGUUACAGAAGUAGCAUCUUCUCCCAGUACCCGGCUAAACUUCUUGAAGAGAAGCCUGCAGAGGGUAAAUCACAGGAGGGUGUACAUCCCAGUUGCUCUGUCAGGAGUUCCUUCCUUGCAACAGCUGAGAGGCCUGGAAGUCCUGUUGCGACCAUGGAAGCACCACGAGCAAACACAUCUCUCGACUGGCUUUUUGACACGCCUCCAUCCCCUCCUGUUAGGGCUCCACCUGUACAACCACCACAGGCCAGUGUGAAAAAGAGCAGCAAUGUUCAUGAGAAAGUGGCUCCCGUUAAGACCAAGGCUCAGAUAAUUGACUUGGAAUGUGACAACCUUGCUGAUCAGUUUGCAGAUGCUAUAGCUACAACCAGUCCAUCAGAGGACAGCGUUAAAGGUUCGGAGUUGGAGGGCCUUCUGAGCUCUCUUCAAAGAGAUCCUUUCUCUACUAGAAAACAGCUGCCGCGUACUCCUGAAAGCUUGAUUCUGGAUGUGAAAAGCUCCUGGAGAAAGGCUGUGGAGGAAGACAACGCCAAGAAAAUCCAGCAGUCAGCUGACUUUGACGGCAGCAUAAUGAGGCGCCUCAGUCCCCUCCCUGAACCCUGCAGUUUGCUGCUGAGCCCCGACGCCGCCUCACAUAACGUCUCCUGCAGCGUCACCCCUGCUGUGAUGCUCCACGGAGGCCCCCAUGCUGACAGACAGGGGGCUUUACUCAAGUCCAGUUUUUCAUGGGACACUUUUAACGCAGAGCCCUUGGACAGUCUGAGCGGCAGCAGCUCGGUCCAGUUCUCCCUCCAACACGAAACUCUCCCUGAAAUGCCGAGUUGCGACAGUCUGCUGAGCCUUGACGAUGAAACUGUAGCUAUGAGGAGUGAAGAUGAGGAGUUGCUGAUCCCAUUGCUGAAAAUUGAAUCGACUCAGUCACCGUUGACCACACGUCAUCGUCGGGCCUCACUGAUGGAAAAGACACCCGAGUGUCUUGUGUCUGAUUACAAGGGGUCGGACAGAGACUGGCUGAUGGAACCUGCAACAACACAACCCACAGACAAGGUCUUCUCACUGGAUCUAGAUGCUCUGGAGACACACUCGCCUCCAAAGAAGCAGGAGUACAGCCUCCCCAAACUCAUCACAUUCUCCCCAAUAGAUGACAUGAAGUGUUAACGAUUCUUACCAACUAUUCUGCUGCCUCUUAAGUUGUCUGUUGUGAUUUUAUUAAUACUUGUAUAUAGCUGGAAAGUGACUUACAUUUCAUGCACUGGUAGUUUUCUGUCAUAAUUUAAAUUAAUAUGCUGAACAUGAAGUGCUUGAAUAAAACUGUGGACUACU